Molecule: messenger RNA, 552 nt
Organism: Cercospora beticola
Lineage: Eukaryota; Fungi; Ascomycota; Dothideomycetes; Mycosphaerellales; Mycosphaerellaceae
Product: cell wall mannoprotein 1 family protein
Cellular component (GO): extracellular region
Source: RefSeq, a predicted model, not a curated record
AUGAUGCCGAUCCGUGCUCUGCUCCCCUUUAUGCUGGCCACCGUAGCGAUAGCAUCACCAGCAACGCUCGUCACUCGCCUAGAGCUGGUAACGGCCCAAACCAUUCAACAAGAUGUCAUCAACAUACACAACGGUGUGGAAUCCCUCCGCAAGCAUGUUUCUGCCUACAACGGAGAGCCGUUGAACUCAAUCCCGCUCGCUGGAGACUUCACAGCCAUUCAUCUCGCGAAUCGCAAGGGCUUCGCCAAUGCCAACAUUCGACAGACAGAUUUUACUGCGGAGGAGUCCACGGCAAUUGUUCAGACAGUGAUUGAUACUGUCGGUGUCUCCAUACCGGCCAGUGUAGACGUCACGAAAGCCAAGAAGCCAUUGUUUGACGAAGCUGGUCUCAGUCCGGUUAUCUUAGGAGCGUUGGUCGUUCUGCUGGAUGAUCAUGAUACUUUUUCGGCGGCUGUUCAGGAAGACUUGUCUGCAGACUUGGUAAGAGGGCAGGAGGUUGUUGAUAAGAUCCAUGACGCUAUUCAGGAUGGCAUUGAUUUCUACAGUGCCUAG